Molecule: messenger RNA, 811 nt
Organism: Olea europaea var. sylvestris
Lineage: Eukaryota; Viridiplantae; Streptophyta; Magnoliopsida; Lamiales; Oleaceae
Product: non-specific lipid-transfer protein-like protein At2g13820
Exons: 3
Coding region: 135-611 (158 amino acids)
Biological process (GO): lipid transport
Molecular function (GO): lipid binding
Source: RefSeq, a predicted model, not a curated record
ACCCCCCACCCCUACCUACUCCCACUCCUCCCACCUGCCCCCUAUAUAAAGCAACACAUAACAGGUCUCUCCAUUAAGUAGCUACUUUUUCUUGAUUCACUAUUACCUACAACAAUUAUUCCAUACAGUAUCCAAUGGCAUCUCAAAAAGUUGCAAUGGGCAUAGUCUUGAUUCUUGUAGCCAUGUUUUGGGGUGGAAUCGAUGCACAGUCAAGGGACUGCACGAAUUCGAUUGUUAGUAUGUCUCCGUGCCUGAAUUACGUCUCCGGGAACUCAUCGAGUCCGUCCCCCGGAUGCUGCACACAGCUUGGGACCAUAGUCCGAUCGCAACCCGAAUGCUUGUGUCAAGUACUGAAUGGUGGUGGCUCCUCCCUUGGCCUUGACAUAAACCAGACACAGGCUUUAGCACUGCCUAAAGCCUGUAAUGUCCAAACUCCCCCUUCCAGCCAAUGCAAUGCUGGUUCGCCUUCAGGAUCUCCUGAUGGUGGAUCAAAAAAUGUGCCAUCAACAGGAAAUAAUUCUUCAGAUGCAACUUCCUCCAAAUUGGAUGCUCCACUGAUGUUUCUUCUUCUGUUUGUAGCAUCUUAUGUUUCAACCUUAACCAUGUCAUGAUUUCUACAGAAAGUUAGCCAGUUUUGCGGUAUGUUUUAAUACAUACAAAUAUUAUAAAUAAAUUUUAGUGAGAUAUUGGGUUGGUGGAGUAUUAGGUAGCUAUUAGUUGGGAUUUUUGUUGACCCAUUGUUUUGUUUAUUCAAUUAUUGCUUGUUGUCUCUAUCUUCAUAAUAAUCUACAGUAUUUCCUUUUUUUCCUCA